UGUGGUGAGCCUUGAGGCUGGGGAGGGCCUGUGUGCCAUUCUCUGGGUGAGCUGGGCAGCUGUCAGCUGUGCAGACAGGCUGGAAGGCUGGCCUGGAGCAGGGGGAUGGAAGCGCAGUGUGGAAGGCAGUGUGGCCUGGGGUACUCUACCUAUGCUGGCCAGCGUGGUCUGUUUAAUUUGAAAUUAAUGAAACUUGAGCAAAUGCAAAGUUUAGUCCCUCAGUCAUAUUAGCCCCAUUUCAGGUGCCCAGCAGCCCCACGGCCAAUGCCUUCUGUGUUGUGUAGCUCAAAUAUCCUGUCUCCUUGCAUGAAAUACACUACACAGCACUGGCCUGCUCCACCCUGUGCACUGGGUGUUUGAAUAAGGCUGGGGUGGGGGAGAUCAAACAGACCCCAGGGCUUUGGUCUUACCUGCUGUGGGGGAGUAUUGAGAGGGGAGGACUCGCUGGAGGUGUAGGAUAGAAGGGUCACACGGGCCAUCUUCCUAGCCUCUGCUUGCAGCUCAAGGGCAUCGAGAACCUUCCAUGUGAGCUUCAGAGGAACUUCCAGCUCAUGCGAGAGCUGGACCAGAGGACAGAAGAUAAGAAAGCCGAGAUUGACAUCCUGGCCGCAGAGUACAUAUCCACGGUGAAGACCCUUUCUCCAGACCAGCGUGUGGAGCACCUGCAGAAGAUCCAGAGUGCCUACAGCAAGUGCAAGGAGUACAGUGACGAUAAGGUGCAGCUGGCCAUGCAGACCUACGAGAUGGUGGAUAAACACAUCCGAAGGCUUGAUGCAGACCUGGCACGCUUCGAAGCGGAUCUGAAGGACAAGAUGGAGGGCAGUGACUUUGAAGGCUCCGGAGGACGAGGGUUAAAAAAAGGUCGGGGUCAGAAAGAAAAAAGAGGCUCCCGGGGUCGUGGCAGGAGGACCUCAGAGGAAGAUACUCCAAAGAAAAAGAAGCAUAAAGGAGGGUCUGAGUUCACCGACACCAUCCUGUCCGUGCACCCCUCUGAUGUGCUGGACAUGCCUGUGGACCCAAAUGAGCCCACGUACUGCCUGUGCCACCAGGUGUCCUAUGGGGAGAUGAUAGGCUGCGACAACCCAGACUGUCCUAUUGAGUGGUUUCACUUCGCCUGCGUGGAUCUGACCACAAAACCCAAAGGAAAAUGGUUCUGUCCACGGUGCGUUCAGGAAAGGAGGAAGAAGAAGUAAGGUGGAUGCCCGGACCAGAAGAGCAAGUUAAUAUAUUCCUUCUUCACGUUGCAAUAUUUUCUCUUCAUUUUAAAACUACCUUGUUUCCAAUGAUAUUUAAGAACUCAGUGGCCAGUUGUAAUUCUGGAGACUUCCUAAAACAAACAAGAAUCCUCCCGAGCCCUGUUUGCACGAAGAGUGGUCUUACGGGGACUCGUCAUGAUGACUUUGUUCUGGAGACGUGGUACCGGCUCUGUGCCGGAGAGCUGAGCCUUCCAUGGGCGCCGUAGUGGGGACCGUCCAGCCCAUGCGCUGCCGUCCCUCUGUAGCUGAGGCGCAAGCCCGCGUGCUCCGUCCUGCUUUCCUGGGGCUGCCCCAGCUCGUGGGGCAGCGCAUCUGUCCCCUGCGAGGCCUUGCCGGAGUCGUCUGCCGUGUUUGGGCUCUGCACCAGGGCCUAUGGCCUGCCUGGGCCAGGUGGGCUCUCCCUAGGGGCGGAGCGCUCUGUUUCACUGUGCACUGCCUGUUUCCGUCUGAGCUCCCCGUUCCCUCUGUGAGGGUUUCAUCUUCUGGAGUAGAUGGCUCUCUGUCAGCACGCAGCGGUCGUUCCUGUGACUGGCCCACGGGAGCCGUGUGACAGACAGUGGGUGCGCCGUUUCUCUGGGAAUUCCUGACAUUUUUACUGUGAAGAUCAAAUUAUCAUAACAGCAUGGAGAUCGUGGGUCUGUGUGUCUGUGAAGUGAGUCCAGUCCAGUGAGACCUGAUUUUAAACCUGUUCUGUUGCACAUGGGUCGGUCAGCAGCUCCUGUCCAAGGGGACAAUGAUCAUGUGAUACGAUUUGUGAAUUUCUUGUGCCACACAGUCCUGGAAUGAAGCUGGCAAACUAGAAUGUGUCUUCUGUUUAAUCUGCAUUCACCAAACCAGUCCUGAACCAUGUUUUUGGGAAUAGUUGGGGGAAAUUACAUAUGCUUGGUGUGUUGCGAUCCAUUUGUGAUGGUGCGUAGUGUGACUUCUGGGAACAUGCGUGGACUUGGAGACCCUCCGGCACACGUCUAAAGGAGUCCGAGGAGUCCUGAAGAAAGGGAACCUGUUUCUGUCCUCGAGGCAGGAAAAGAAAUCCAGGAGGCGGUGUCAAGAUGUGACAUUCCUAACUGAUGAAGAAUCUUGCCUUCUUUAUCAGGAGACCUUCUGGAAUGGUGCACCUGCUUCCUGCAGUGACCGUGUCUACCAUAUGUUCUCGCCUUUUCUUUAAUAUUUCACCAAGGGCAGGAGAUGACGUGGAGAGAAACUUGGGGGACUGUGUCCUGCGUGGCCACUCCUCACCAAGGCUGUUUCCAGUCGGUAAAUGAGAGGUGAAUGUUAGCUUUGACAUCAGAGGGCCGUGAGCCUACAUCUGUGGUUCUCGGUGGGUCAGCCCGUGCCCCACGUGCUGUCCCACUGUCCCUUCGGGGCUUCCAGGGCACUGCAGGUGGGGUCAGUUGGAGAGUGCCACCCUUUCGGUCCUGUGCUGCAUGGUUAGGGUAGGGGGUUAGCAGCUGGCCUGACGAGCUAUCCCAGAGCCAAUGCCUUCCUGCUGCCAGAAAGGAGGGGUGGGGGGCUCAGGAGGAGCACCGGCCAGCUCGCGUUCCUCGGUCUCAGUUGUGGCCAAAAACGAGGCUCGUUUGUAUUUAGUCACUUAGAUUUUUGUUAACACAGGUGUUUAAAGAUUGUGGGGAAUAAAUUGUGGAAAACUGUUUCCUUCA
Messenger RNA from Mustela lutreola (European mink), 2911 nucleotides. It is a transcript of the gene ING5, whose product is annotated as inhibitor of growth family member 5. The transcript is spliced from 8 exons. Gene Ontology annotation, molecular function: chromatin binding. NCBI's taxonomy places the organism in Eukaryota, Metazoa, Chordata, Mammalia, Carnivora, Mustelidae. Gene Ontology annotation, cellular component: nucleus. Gene Ontology annotation, biological process: positive regulation of apoptotic signaling pathway; positive regulation of DNA-templated transcription. The coding region runs from base 552 to 1193 and encodes 213 amino acids. The record is from RefSeq and is a predicted model, not a curated record.